ACACACACACACACACACUUUCCCCCCUCCCGUUGCAGUCUCUGGACCACUUCAGGGGACACUGGGUGGGCUCCACAUCCCUUUCCCUCCAGGCUGAUGCUGAAGACCCUCCUUUUCACGUCCUCCCCAGCUUCUCUGCACUGGCAACGUUACAUUUGCAGUCUGGGCUUUGCCGCCUACGAGUCUGAGCUGCUUUUCUCGUAGUCCUUUUCCUAAAUCAACUCUCAAAACAGUUCCCUCCUCACUCCGGUUUCUUUCCUUCAAUCCGCAACGCUGAAUGCAGGAAGCCGCCGGUCACUCACUGGAAAAAAAAGCGCACAACCACAAAGUCGCGGAAACACGGCCAAAAAAAAAAAGAAGUUAUUGUUUCCUGAACGCUCCCGAGAACGACUGUGGGAAGGAAAACUACAGCUCCCAGCAGGCAGCCGGGAGCCAGGGAAGGGCAGAGUUCACCGUCACGUUUCCAGGAGGAUUCAGGGUGUGCGCUGGUGUCCUGCCACCAAAGGGCCUCUGGGACGGAGGGCAAGGGGAAAGGCCAGCUCUGGCCUCCUCUUGCCACCCCUUUGCUCCUGAUCGCCGCCCUGACCGGCUCCGAACCUGCCUGGGUUCGUGGGCGUGUAGUUGGAAUUGCCCGGACCCGGACGGGAUGGUGCCUGUGAGUGGGGCAGGACUUGGUCACCUUCUCGAACAGCAGGGAGAUACAGCUCCGUAUGAACAUCGGAGAAAGUGAAACCAACCAGUGCAGAAGCCAGAACUCCAGGGGAAAAGGAAAAUGGAAGAGAAUCCAAGCGUGGAUCUGCCUGCAGCUGGACCAGUCCAGGGUGUGGUGGGGAGCACAGCAGAGCAUCCCGUGUACCAAGAGCCCAGCCAGGAAGCCCCUGGGCACCAAGAGGCCAGCCAAGAAGCACCUGGGUGCCAAGUGACAAGCAGGUGGCCUGAGACAUCCUGCAAACCAGAGGAGGACUCUUCAGUGUAUGAAUCAGCUGCUAAUGGGGGAGAGACGACACUGUUGGGUUCAGCUGGUCCCACACUAGAGGAGAUAGGUGCCCAGGAAACUGCAGUAUUGCUGGAAGAGUCUGACAAGACAAGAGAAGGCGUCUCAGAAAGACCCCUGGAAAAAGAGGACUUGGAUGAAGCUGAGCUGGGCCAUGAGAAUGUGGAAAGCAAAGGAGACAGCCCUGUCCACCAGGAGACAACUGGGCAGUGUGAAAGCCACUGCAAGGCAGAGGAAGAUGCCUCAUCAACAAGCAAGGCACAGAGCUCUGACAGUGAAAUGACACAUUUGGAUGUGACUGGUAUGGAAGAUGUCCUCAUGGCAGAGAAGAGCAGCAGUGCCACUCUCCCAGGCUGGGAGCCAGAGGUACCCAGAGAGCAAGAAACACAAGAGAGUGGGUCCCAAGGCACGUUAAGGAAAAGACCAAAAGGGGACACAGCCCCAAACCCAGAGACUCAGCCCUCCCUGCAGAACAUCACCACCCAAAACACAGAGCAGGAGAAGGCCAAAAAAUCCCUCCUGUGGAAAGGUGAGGAAAAGAAGCUUCCUUUGCAUGUUUCUCAUCGACCAGAAGGCACUGAUCCUCCAGGAGCAAGGCUUUUCAUCGCGGGCCUCGCAGUGCUCGGCCUCUGCAUAUUCUGCUUCGGCAGCCCGACCUCCAGCUCCCAGCAGCCGCGCAAGAACCCCACGGUGGAGGCAUUCCUGUCCCAAUUUGACCAGCUGCAGCACAGGUUUCCUGGCCAGAGCCCCCACCUGUGGCUUCGCGGGCGCAAGUUCCUGCGGAAGCACCUGAACGUGUCCCAGCACACGCAGCCGGCCAUCAUCAUCCUCACAGCUGCCCGCAGCGGCGAGUGGACCCUGCGGUGCCUGAGCACCCGCGUGGCUGACUCCUACUCGGCCGCCCUGCACGGCAGCACGGUGCAGAUCGAUGGCAGGGAUAAAGCCAGGCUCCACAGCGACCGCGCCAAGCUGGAGGUGGACUCGGAGCUGAGCUCGGCCUUCCAGGCCGGGGGCCGAGCCGCGGUGAUUCACCGCUUCGAGCUGCUGCCCGCGGGGGCCACCCUCAUCUUCUACAAGUACUGCGACCACGAGAGCGCCGCCUUCAAAGACGUGGCCCUGCUGCUGACGGUGCUGCUGGAGGAGGACACGCUGGAGAGCCACAUCAGCCUCCAGCAGGUGGAGGAGAGGGUCCGUGACUUCCUGUGGGCCAAGUUCACCAGCACCAGGACCCCCAGCUCCUACGACCACAUGGACUCUGACAAGCUGAGUGGGCUGUGGAGCCGCAUCUCCCACCUGGUCCUACCCAUACACCCGGUGCAGACCAUCGAGGAGGGGGGCUGCUAUGCCAAACCCUAGGGACAAAAGUGGCCAGAGCCCUGAGGAGGGCUGGAAAGAUGGUCCUGACUGGCUCUGGUACUGGCAGGGGCACAACUGGUGAUACUUCUCUUCAGUUUGUUUCUUAGAGGUUCCUGGGAAGAGUUUGACGGGUACAAGUUGAUCCAGGAAUUUUGGGCAGCUGACUCCUGGAGGUGAUAAAAGUGCUGCCUUCUGGCAGAUGUGAACAGGGGGUAUUUUAGAGUUCCACAGGAGAACAUCAGUGUGUCGGGAGGCGUGAGAGAAAACAGGACCUUGCAGGUAGUGUUUCUAUCAAGAAAUAGACAAAUAAUGUUCACAAUUAGUAUGACAGAAAGAUGCUGUGAUCCAGCAGCUGUUUCACCUCUCCCUGCCCCUCAGCUUGCUAAAGUUGAGUACAUCAGUCUCACAAUAUACUUUAUCCAGGGAGCUGCUAGAACACAGAAAGGUCAAAUUCCUCAAAACCCAACAUUUUGAAGGCAUGCUUCAAAAAGGAAAGCCAGUUUGCCUAUCAAGGGUGUGACCAGCCCCAGCGGAGUCCCACUUGCACAGCCUGAUUGACACCAGGCAAAGGCCAGAUCCUCAAACAAACCUGCAAUUCAGAGAUCCCCCAGACAUCAAUUACAUGAAAUUUUGGGCUGUCAGCAUUUGAACACUAGGAUAAUGGCAGGGAUCCCAUGAGGGGAUCCCACAUGCCACAGAACAAGCUCCAGAAACAGAGCAAUGAAACAGUUGCUGUCAUCCUGAUAGUGUGAAGCCUCAAGGGAUUACACAGGUAACAAAAAUGAAUAAUACAAUGUAACUUAAUGCUACCUCUCUCUAAAACAAGCCCACUCAAUCCCUUUGCCACACAAAGGCUGUCACUCUCUCCUCAGGCCGAUGCUUUGGUCCCAUACAACAGAUUGUUCUUCACCUGGGUCUCUGAUCUGUGUGCAGGGCUGGAAGACUGUCUGCCAGCCUCCCCCAGGGGACUUCUAUUGAUGAAUGUAGAUGUUAACAUCAAUAUUUCAAACCAUGUAGGGUAGUACACCAUGUCCUUGCCCUCCAAGGGUACUUUUACCUCCCUGCCAGGCUGAUGGAGCUCUGGCAUCUGCCAGAGAGAGUAGGAGCACAUCUGGGUUAGCUGGUAAAGACAAAAUCUCUGCCAUUAACACUAAAAAUACUUGACAAAGCAGGUUAGUUUCUUUCCAUGCCUCCUCUUCUGCAUCCUAGGAAGAGAAAUCCAAGUGCUGGAAACACUGUGGUUCCCCAGCACACUGUGAUUUUGCAGGUGCUGUGGGGCAGAGCAGCCAGCUCAGGAACACCUGGAGGGCAGGUGCAGGUUACAGCAUUUGUUAUAACCCAAGGGGCAGCCCCAGGUGCCAGCCCUGUGUGCCCCUCCAGAAGGAGCAACUGUAGCAGAUCAUGGCUCAUUUCCCCAGCAGCAACACACACAGAGAGGCCUUGCAGAGCCAGGUUUUGUAUCCAAACAAGAGCAAAUCCACACCCACCACGAUGAUUUUCAGCAGCUGCACAUCAGGGUGCUCCUUACAGCAACAGGACCCUGGUGUUGGAUGGGUCUCCUGCCAACAGUGCCUUGCUGAUCUGCCCCACCAAGGGCUCAGGGAGGCUGAGCCCUGCACCCUAAAAACCACAGCCUGACUCUUCUUUCCCCCUGCCUUGUGCCUUGACCUGUCUCAGGAGAUUAGUGGCCCUUAACUUGGAGGAGGGGACAAAAUGAAGGAAGAGGGAGGGUUGUUUGUUCAUGU
Molecule: messenger RNA, 4095 nt
Organism: Cyanistes caeruleus (blue tit)
Lineage: Eukaryota; Metazoa; Chordata; Aves; Passeriformes; Paridae
Gene: TOR1AIP2
Product: torsin 1A interacting protein 2
Biological process (GO): membrane organization
Cellular component (GO): membrane
Molecular function (GO): ATPase activator activity
Source: RefSeq, a predicted model, not a curated record